Capsella rubella is the source of this 2145-nucleotide messenger RNA. Its product is annotated as ethylene-responsive transcription factor 7. The record is from RefSeq and is a predicted model, not a curated record. Gene Ontology annotation, biological process: regulation of DNA-templated transcription. NCBI's taxonomy places the organism in Eukaryota, Viridiplantae, Streptophyta, Magnoliopsida, Brassicales, Brassicaceae. Gene Ontology annotation, molecular function: DNA-binding transcription factor activity; DNA binding. The transcript has a single exon. The coding region runs from base 122 to 871 and encodes 249 amino acids.
UCUCUUUCCUCAUAUUUUUUCAACAUUUCCUCCUUUCUUCUUCUUCUUCACACAAACACACACAGAUCUCUUCACCAUCACAUUACUUCUGGUUUUUUUACAUCUUUCUUCAACCUUCUCCAUGAGGAAAGGGAGAGGCUCUUCCGUCGUUGGUCCCGCCCUUCCAGUAACCGCCGGUGGAUCUGUGAAGGAGCCGAGGUAUAGAGGCGUCAGGAAGAGACCUUGGGGUAGAUUCGCCGCGGAGAUCCGUGAUCCAUUAAAGAAAUCCCGUGUUUGGCUCGGUACUUUCGAUUCCGCCGAGGAAGCUGCACGCGCUUACGACACCGCCGCUCGUAACCUCCGUGGUCCUAAGGCCAAGACCAAUUUCCCGAUCGAUUGCUCUCCUUCUUCUCCUCUCAACUACCACCACAACCAGAAUCAGAAUCAGAAUCAGAAUCUAUGCUCUGCUGCCGCCGCCCCGGCGAAUCAGAAUCAGAACCAGAUCGAUCCGUUUAUGGACCAUCGGUUAUACGGCGGAGGUAAUUUCCAGAACCAGCAGCAGCAGAUUAUCAGCCGCCCGGCGAGUAGCAGCAUGAGCAGCACCGUCAAAUCGUGUAGCGGACCCAGACCGAUGGAGGCCGCGUCUUCGUCGGUGGCGAAGCCGUUACAUGCCACUAAGAGAUAUCCCAGGACUCCACCGGUGGCUCCGGAGGAUUGUCACAGCGAUUGCGAUUCGUCUUCCUCUGUUAUUGACGACGGGGACGAUAUCGCGUCUUCCUCUUCCCGCCGGAAACCGCCGUUUCAGUUUGAUCUUAAUUUCCCGCCGUUGGAUGGCGUUGACUUAUUCGCUGGCGCCACGGAUGAUCUUCACUGUACCGAUCUACGUCUUUGAUUUAUCGGUAAAACAUAAACAAAAACCAACAACAAGAUCCGUUGAUUUACUUACACACACGAACCAUCAAAAUAAUUAUGCUCCUUUUUUUUUCUUUCUUUUUCAUUUUCCUUUGAUCUCAUAUUGAAAGAAAAACACAAGGAAAAAAAAAGAUUGAAAAAAAAAAAAAUGGAUUGAGCGUGUGAUGAUUUUUAUCAUCAACGAAGAUGAUGACGAUUAUUGCAAAAAAGAAAGAGAGAGAGAGAUUGUGUUAGAUCUGUAACCAGAUCUGAGUUUCAUUUUAUCUGUUUCUUAUUAAAGAUCGAUGAACCCCUUUGUUACAUAUAACAACAUUCUUGAAGCUGAUGAUGAUUCUGAAUGAUUUCAAAAUCUAUUAGUCUUUAGAUUUCUACUUCUUCGUAGAGAGAGAGAGAGUAUCUCUGGUGUGGGUAGGAAGGUGCAUUUACACAAUAGUAUGUGACAGGACCACACAGGGAACAAAUAUUCGUUUGUCUUUUGUCUCUUGGCUUGAUCUUGGUAUAAUCCAGGGUUUCUUCUAUUCACAUUGUUGUUAAAAGCUUGAAGGUAGAAAGACCGUGAAGCUCAUUUGCUGUCUAAUUGGGUGAUUCGAAGAGAGAAGUUGGAAUACUCAUUGUUAUUGCUAAGCUAAGCUCUGAAGUUUUCAUUCAUCUGUUUAGAUGCAGCAGGAAGAAAAGAAAGGCUUCCCCUUUCGUGUAGCCAAUCCAUGUUUGGAUGUUGACCAACAGAGAGAUUAAGGGCAUGGGUCAAUGGGGGUGAGUGAAUUGGGUGGUCGAUAAAGCUCAAGGCCAAAUCUUUAGGUUAAAGUUUGGUGGCUGAGAUGAUUGUUUUGAUCUUUGAGAGCUGUGGGUUGGGUGGAAGAAUUCGUUGUGUGUUUGACCAUUUUGAUUUUGAAAAUUUUCUGGUAGAGAGAGAGAGGUGUCCCAAAUUUUGGUAUCUACUUUGCUUCUCUGCCACGGAUUCAGACAGUGAAUCUUUGUGUCUGAAGCAAAACCGAGCUUUUUUUUUACCGUUUUGAGUUAGGUUUCGUCUUAAGUUAAAGCUUUUUGCAAGAUGGAGUGGAAGUCAAAAGCAAUGUCUUGUUCUUUACUGUAAAGAUUUAGGACAUGACUGGAACUCAAGUAGCUUUACCUUUUCCGUUAGAAUUCCAGUUUGAGAUUUAUCUUCUAAUUUUAUGGAAUUGAGGAUUAAAUCCACCAAACGAUUCUCACAUUGUUUCUUUUUAUUUGGGUUCAUAAAAUGUCUGUUUCAGACUA